AUGUCUAAAAGAAAAAUCCGAGUUUUAUCUCUGAGUGAAAAACUUAAGAUCGUGAAUGCGUUUGAGUGUGGAAAAUCGCGUAAUGAAAUUCAGAGUGAGUUUGGUCUACCAGAAUCAACCUAUUAUAAAAUUAUCAAGUCAAGAGACUCUAUAAAGUCUCAGUGCUCUGAAGGACACGGAAAUAUUAAGAGGAGUCGACAUUCCGAGUUCCCCGACAUUGAAAACUGCCUUUUAGAAUGGAUCAAACAAACCCUUAACAAGAACAUCCCCAUAGAUGGACCCCUGUUGAAACAAAAAUCUAAAGACUUUGCCACAAGAUUGGGAUAUCAGAACUUUUCGGCUAGUAAUGGCUGGUUAGAAGGUUUUAAAAGACGUCAUGAUAUAGCUUUCAAAAAAGCCGCUGGAGAAAGUAGAUCUGUAGACCAAAGCGUGUGUAACCGAUGGACUGAAGAACUGCCAAGUCUCUUGAAGGGGUAUGAUCCAAACGACAUUUACAAUGCGGAUGAGACAGCUCUAUUCUUCAAGUGUCUUCCUGAUAAAACAUUCACAUUUAAGGGCGAAAAAUGUCAUGGAGGUAAACAAAGUAAGGAACGUCUUACUAUUCUUCAAUGCGUUAACAUGACCGGUACUGAUAAGCUACCUCUUUUAAUGAUAGGGAAAUCAAAACGACCUAGAUGUUUCAAAGGUGUCAAGACUUUACCUGUUGAUUAUGCAAGUAACACAAAAGCUUGGAUGACCAAGAUAUUAUUCAAGGAUUGGUUGAAAAACGUCGACAAGAAAAUGAUGAUGAAAAACAAAAAAAAUCCUGCUUUUCAUUGA
This is a messenger RNA of Harmonia axyridis, 819 nucleotides long. RefSeq names its product tigger transposable element-derived protein 4-like. Bases 1 to 819 code for a protein of 272 amino acids. The record is from RefSeq and is a predicted model, not a curated record. Lineage: Eukaryota; Metazoa; Arthropoda; Insecta; Coleoptera; Coccinellidae. The transcript has a single exon. Gene Ontology annotation, molecular function: DNA binding. Gene Ontology annotation, cellular component: nucleus.